Molecule: messenger RNA, 600 nt
Organism: Aspergillus glaucus CBS 516.65
Lineage: Eukaryota; Fungi; Ascomycota; Eurotiomycetes; Eurotiales; Aspergillaceae
Exons: 2
Coding region: 84-476 (130 amino acids)
Source: RefSeq, a predicted model, not a curated record
UCUGCAACCUUGAGGGUUAUUCUAGAAUUUCUUUCAUCAGAGACCGACAAGAGUCUAAUAAAUUAUCUCUUUCUCGUGCAAACAUGUCAGGUUCAGACGCGACGUUCCGCGAUUCCGAGAGGAUCGAGAUGAUCAAUAGGAUCUCCAGUGUAAUACUAGGUGCAAUUGGGAUACACAGGAACACUACAUUUCGCACGGUCUGGGCGUGUCUUUGGGUAUCUGAUAUUGAGAAACUGCGGGAAUUUGACGUCGAUAUUCCCGAUCAUGUUGAUGGCCUGGCGCCUCACUUGGAGUGUUUGGAAUAUUACAAGACUGUUGAAGAAUGGACCCAACGAGACAGGACUGUGCAUUUUGAUAUCGGUGCAUGUGCUUUGACGAAAUAUUGUCCUUUGACCUCUGAAAGCGCCCAUAUCUACCCGUCCACCUUGAGCGACCCGAGAUCUCGAGAGGUUGACUUGUUUUGGAAGGCUUUGUGAUAGUUCUGGACAAAAGAGCGUGUGGACGCAUGGUGGGAUGGUAUCAGAGACGCUGAUGGAACUGAUAGAGUCGAAAACAUGAUAUGCCUUAGUCCUUCUGCUCAUGCAAUGCACAUAAAAGGCU